GGUACUGGUUCUGGAUCAAUCCAGCUUCUUUCAGGAGCCCCCGUCGGGACCGGUUGCUGGUUUCUCCCUCAGGACCUGGCAACCCGUCUGUAGCUCCUCCUGCAGGAAAUCUCUCUGCAGACCCACGGACACGCAGGGAUGCGGUCGCUGCUUUAUCCACCGCUGGAACAAUAAAUGAGGAUAAUCAGUCGAUGUGAGGAAGAUAAUCUGAGAAUCAUGGAGGGAAGAAGUGACGGUUCUGCAGAACUAGUGUCCAGUUUGCCUCAGAGGAGGAAGAAACGUCCUGGGAGGAAACGGAAAGUGACGGCCAGCCAGAUCCUGCAGGCAGCUCCAGGUUCUGCUCAGAAAAUCCCAGAACCAGAGGCUGCAAACGCCGCGGAUCAAAGGGCUGAGGGGUCGGAUCUGAAGGACGGCAGCAUCAUUAGCCCAGACCGGGUUUCCCCCCCUGAUGAACCCCUCGCUCCAUCAGAAGGAGACUCUUUAUGUCCUGAAGCUCCAAACUCGAGCUGUGGAGAUCCAGAUCUCCUGGAUCAUCCUGGAGGAGAAUCUCCUCCCUGCAAACACCGGACGGAUUUCCAUCCUGCGCAGAAAAGAGAUGAGCUUCUGCCUCCGAACGACCAAACAGACGCUGAAGGACGAGCGCCAGCAGGACCAGGAGGGCACAGCGAGAGGAGAAUCUACCACUCAGUCCUCCAUCAGCUGCUGCAGCAGCAGAAACACAGACCCGGCAGGAAGCACAAGAAGAAGACCCUCAUGAAGAUGGCCCAGCUGUUAGUGAUCGCCAAAGGCUGGGACCGCAGGGAGGACCAGAGCUUAAGCCUGGAAGAGCAGACAAACCUGAAGGAAGAGCUUUUUACAUCCAGGAGCAGGAAACCGGCUCCUGCCGCCGGUCCGAGUGAAGCUGAGCCCGCAAACCUGGAAUCCUCCCAGAUUCGUACCCAAACAUCCGAUCCAGCGCCAGACGAACAGAAGGAGUCCAGAGAAACCGGCUCAGAGUCCGUCAGAGAAGAAAGCUGGAUCCCCCCCGAGAGCCGAAAACAAGGAGCAAAAGCAGGCGUUAAACGCAGGAGAAAGGCAGCUAAAGCUAACGCUGGUGGGAGGAAGAAAGACCCUCCAGAGGAGAACUCUGGAGGAUUCCUGGGAUGUUUUACUCUUGAGAACAAAGAGGAAGGAGCACCGAUGGACCCGACAGCGGGCAAAGAGUCUGAGCUCAGGAUCAAGAAGAAACCCGGUCGGAAAAAGAGGAUCAGGAAGAUGGCCGAACCGAGCGAAACAGAGAGUCUGUCAGUUUCACCUGGAGGAAAACGGAGGAGGAAACAGGAUCUCCAGCCUGCCGCUGAGGCCGCCGCUCCGUCAGACGCAGGUUUGUCCGAGUUCAUGUCCUCCCAGAGCGGAAGUCCAGGCUCCGCACAGCAAAGUCUUCCCCAGGAGAUGACGGAGAAACCAGGGAAGGCCAGAAAUCCUGCAGCCGAGCAGCUCCCAACAGGAGGCGAUCCUCUGCAGCAGCAAAACCAAACCAGCGUGGAAGAAAAGCUUUUACCGCCGCACGUGCUUCCCAAAUCCGGCCACAGAAAACCAGCAAGACGCGGACCGAAAGCAAGAAAACCUCCACGCACGGCGUCCAUUUUGGAUCCGUCUGCUGAAACGUCAAUCAUCCAGGAUGAGUCUGGAAGGAAACCCGACGUGCGACUAAAGAGAGCGGCUCCGAGAGGAAAACGCACCAAAGGUUUCCGUGUUAAAGAGGAGACCAAAGACUGGAGUCUGAUGUGCGACACAUCCAGUCAGAAAGGAGACGAAGAGACGAUCCAGAGCUGGAAAAAGCCCAAAGGUCGAGGGCGGAGGAAAAAAACAACGGAGCAAACUUUAAACUUCUUCAUUAAGACCGAACCAGCCUGGGAUUCUCCAGUAAAACAGACGGAUUCUCCUCCGAUGGACAUAAAGUCGGCAAAAUCUUCCCCUGAUAACCAGUCCAAGAGGAAACCCCGGAAAAGGAAAGACACAGAAGACGAUGACGCUUCACACGGUGCCGGGAUGACCGCCGCAGGAUCAGCCGGUGAUGGAGCAGGAGGAAAUCUGGAGAUUCUCCUGUCGCCGGUCUGCGGAUCAUCGGAAAAAAGCGGGAGCAGAAAGACGGAAAAUCCAGAUCCGAACAAGUCGGGCGAAGACUUGAAAUACAGGAAAACCAGGAGAUCCUGCACCAUGGGGAACAAAACCAGCUCAGCAGCCGAGGAAUGGUUGAUUAGAUACCUAAAAGGCUCCAGAAGGAGAGCUAGCUCUAAGGGAAGUAACAGGAUGGCAGAAGUUAGUCUGGACGGUGCAGACGAGCAGCAGCCGACGUCUGAAAACGGGACAGAAGUCAAGAAAAAGAGAGGUCGGAAGAAAAGUGUGUCUCCUGUGAAACGACAAAAGGUAAAAAUGAAGCAAGAACCGGCGUCGCAGUUUGAUGAAGGAGAUCCUCCUGCUUCCACUUUAGCUCCGGACCGACAGCAAGAAACGACGAAGAGGAGGAGGAAGAGAAAAGGCCAGAAACCAGAAGCUGGAACAACCUCAGGAGGUCAAGUGGCUUCAGAAAGCUCAGGAUCACAGGUGGGAAGACGAGGACGAAGAACGACGACGCAGACCGAAGACCCAACGUCCAUAAAAAGAAGAAGAGGACCAAAAAGGAGGCGGAUUUUAAAGACAAACUCAGAACCCAAAAUCCUGGAGUCUGGUGAGAAUCGUCCACAUGAAGGAGACGCAGGAGCUCCUGAGGACAGGAGAGCCUCAGACUUCACCUGCAGAAAUGUUCUCACAGGAGAGGAGGAAGACGGAGCGGCGUUCCCGGGUAGCAACGGCACGGAGGAUUCAGGAGGUCCGACCGGAGAUCUGCUGCAGAUCGAAGCAACGCCGCAUCCUAACGAGGAUUUCCUGGGAGCCGAGGCCAAGGCGGGGACCUCCAGAAGGAAACCGGGACGGAGGAGGAGGCGGACGCUGAAGAGAAACAUAACGGCAGGACCUAAAGUCCUGGAAUCCGACCCGGAACGUCCGCAGGUUUGGGGCGUAGCUGCCCCGAAGGUGUCAAACGUGAGGCGUGGAAGAAAGAGAAACGUUUUCACAAUAAAGAAGGAAGAAGCAGAAUCCUGUUUUAUGAGUACCGGAGCUGAUGAGGAGCCUGAGAGGGAGACAUCCGAGUCGAUGUCCUCAUUUCAGGACCAAAGCAGCACGGCAGAAUCAGGAGUUAAACCCGGAGCAGGUCCAGAAAGCCGAGGAGGGAUGAACCUGCUCCGGAUGGAGGGAGUAGCCUCCGAUGGCAAAGAUGAAGUUUUCUCCAAGGUUAGGGCCACAAAAAGGCGACGAGAAAGGAGAGGAACGUGUAAGACGGACUCAGCAGGACGUGAAGGCCUGGAGUCCAACGAUUCGUCACAAGAACGCGGUGCAGGAGCUCCUGAGGAAGGAAAAACACGCAAAGCUUUCAGCAUCGGGCGCACUAUGACGACGCACGCUUUUACAAUCAAGAUGGAGGACAGCACGUCCUGCUUCGUGGACAUGGAGGACAUCAGGAAGGAGCCUGGGAGCCAGAAAUGGUUUCAGGAAUGGGUUUCAUCCGCUGCUCCCAGGAAGACGGCACGGAAACGACGGCGGAGGAGUAAGACGCACUGGACCGGCAACAAAAGAGCCAAGAAAGCUCCGAUCCUCCGCUCAUUCUCCAGCUCCUGCCACGAAACCUUCAACGUCCAAGUUGGAAAUCAGGAAAAUCAGGCGCCUGCUCCGUCCGGGCAUGAACUUCCCCAGAAGAAGAAGAAGGAGGAGAAAAAGCCGCGGUGCUCCUUCUGUUUGCGCUCCUUCCGUCACAUCUCGGCGUUGACGCUCCACAAACGUCUUCACACGGGCGUGAAACCGUACCGAUGCGCCGCCUGCGCCAAGAGCUUCUCCAGGCUCGCCCAGCUCAAGCUGCAUUCAAAGCUCCACCGCAGACCUCCGGCUGCCCACUGCCCCUGCUGCCAGGAGACGUUCGAGGACAAAAGCCAACUCCUCCGUCACCUGAAGGUCCACCUUACUGAGGUGGAGAGCCUGCAGGCAGAACCGGGCAGGGACAGACAGUCCCGCUCCUCUGCCAGCCGGGGGGAAACCUUCAGGUGUCCGCUUUGCUCCAAGGACUUCACCAGGAAGGUGACGUUUGAGAAGCACCGACGGAUUCACCGCAGGAAGCCCCCCGGCUGCAGGACAACGUCCCGACACCCGAGCGACAUCCCUGGAUUCCUGCUGUCCCAGGAGGGCGGCGCAGCGGUCGCCACCCCGCUGUGGUUUAAAUGUCCGAUCUGCAAGCAGCUCCAUCGGCACUGGUGCCACUACGUCCUGCACCUGCAGUCCCACGCCUCCGGGCGAGCUCACCGCUGUGACGCAUGCAGGCAGGACUACAGCGGCGCGGCGGGGGCGACGCGGCACUGCUCGGCUUGCUGCACCGCCAGCGGCGAGGAGGAGGCGUGUGGAGGUUCCCUGGAGGACAUCUGGACGGUGAGGGGAGCCUCAGGGGGGAAAGACCCGCAGAGUUCAGGUCCAGAAGCAGAAGAGAACAUCUCAGCGUUCCCCGAACAAGAAUGCCACGUGAUGGAGGUUGUUCCUCCAGCCGCAUCGGGCGCCUCAAGCCCGUCUGUAACUGAAGACUUUGACCUCGAUGCCGACCCGGCUCCGAACUCUGCGCCGGACUCGCCGUGCGCCCAGGUCUCCCCGGUUGGCCCUGAGCGCCUCAGACUGGGCGGGGCGUCCUGGGGCGGACGCUUUGGAGGAGCGUUCCCCCGCUGGAGCAGACGCCGGCGGCCCAGCCCAGCUUUCCGCUGCCGCCGCUGUGAGCUGGAGUUUCGCUUCCUGGGCGCGUACACGGAUCACCUGCGGGAACACGCGGCCCAGACGCCGUCCGCCUGUCCGUCCUGUCCGUCCUGUCCCGGCACCUCCUCAGAGGAGGCUCAGCUGAGGUCCCACGUCUCCUCCUGCUGCCGCACGCCGCCCCACAGCCUGAAAUGCAGCGCCUGCGGGAAACUCUUCUCCACUCCCAGGAAUCUGCGGAAACACAAGCUGCUCCACAGAGGAGCGCGCUCCCACGUCUGCCUGCCGUGCAGCCGCUCCUUUUCCUGCCGCUCCGCCUUAAAGGAGCACCUAGAGGCGCAUCGGAGACGCCCGAGCGCGCCGCAGCCCGCGCCCGUGGACGAGCCCUUCCUGUUCCCGUACCCCUGCAGGAAAUGCUCCGCCAGCUUCUCCAGCGCAGACCUGCUGCAGGCGCACCAGGUCUGCCACUUCGUCGCAGGGAGAAAGCCGGACAGUCCUCCGGAGAGCAUCCUGUCCUUCAUCCCCAGCACCCAGAGGGUCCCCGUCCCUCCAUCCUGGGCCAGACGGCGGCUACAGGUGAGCAGCAGGAAGGACCUGUUCAGGUAUCCUGACCCGGACCGCCUGUACGUCCUCCCCGACGUCUCCUCCCAGCCGCCCGCCGUCGCUUCGGACACGCCGGAGGAAACGGAGGCGUCUCCUGGCAGGAAGCCGGCCUCGGCUGAGCUUCAGCUCCAGCUCCUGGUCAGAUCUCUGGUCCCUGAGAGGCGUCUGAGCGACAGCAGCGACUCUGAGGGCGAAGCCACGCCGCGCCGGGGAAGCUGCGCGCACCGCUGCGUGAUCUGCACAGAACGCUUCGCAGACGUCACCACUCUGCACGAGCAUUACAGGAACCACGCCCGCGGGGUGUGACGGACCGGAACCGGCUCCUGCCAGCGGUCAGAGGACAUCCAGAACUUAUACUUUCUGAUCUCAGAAGAGGAGAAACGUCCUGAUGUGCUGCCAGGAAGCAGCUCAUCGGUUAAUUUAAGGCUAAUUAAAAACCUAAAGUUGCUUUUUUUAACGCUGAGAGCUUAAAGGCUCGUGUUCUUCUGCUCAGUCACAGUUUGUGUCUCAGUGAAAAACUUCAUAUUUUUACAUCACUGCAUUUUAUUUAUUGGGUUCUACUUUGUGCUUUUAUGCAUUUUAGAUACUUUUUAAAAGGUAUACUUGUGUAUAUUAUAACAUUUAAUAUUUUCACAGCAAACAGGCUUAAAUCAGAGGCAGCAGGACUUUCUCUCAGUUCUUCCUGAAGACGUUUCCUCACCUGUCCAGGUGUCUUUAUCAGUUCUGGAGGCUCUGAUCUACCUGCAGGUGGAGCGCUGCUGUUUCUGAGCACAUGGAGGUCCGUCCUCCCAGAACCAGUCCAGGUCAGAACCAGUGAGCCACCAUCACUGUCCUGGUGGUUAGAAGCUGCUGCUUGGUGUGAG
This is a messenger RNA of Fundulus heteroclitus (mummichog), 6269 nucleotides long. RefSeq lists its product as uncharacterized. Bases 175 to 5712 code for a protein of 1845 amino acids. NCBI's taxonomy places the organism in Eukaryota, Metazoa, Chordata, Actinopteri, Cyprinodontiformes, Fundulidae. The record is from RefSeq and is a predicted model, not a curated record. The transcript is spliced from 4 exons.